Python bivittatus (Burmese python) is the source of this 2015-nucleotide messenger RNA. RefSeq names its product transmembrane protein 177 (gene TMEM177). Lineage: Eukaryota; Metazoa; Chordata; Lepidosauria; Squamata; Pythonidae. Gene Ontology annotation, cellular component: membrane. The record is from RefSeq and is a predicted model, not a curated record.
ACGUGUGUUUUUUCCUCCUGGGCUGUCUGGCGUGAAGGCUGUUGAAAGGAGUACGGUAGAAGUGGGAUUGUGGGCAGUUCCUCCCUAUUAAAAUCAGGCUGGAAGUUGAACAUGGCAUUUCAUUCCCUGUGGAAGGCAGUCUCUAUAAUGGAGCAACAUAGGACUGCUUUUUUGUCCAUUUCUUGUGCUGGAUUAUUUGGUGCCAAUCUGACUCUUCACAUCUUCUCAAAGGAGUUGUUCAAAACAAUAUACCAGGCCUGGGACCAUGGAAAGCCAUUGGAGCUUUCAGAAGAUUUGCAGAGCCUGUUCUAUGACAUCCUCCGUGAUGUCAAAGUGAAAUCAGCAGAUUGUUAUGAUGCCAUUAAGACUUGCACGUUGCACCCUGUAAGUGCUGGACUACCAUGGAGACACAAAGGCUGUGUAGUGGGCAUCCCAUAUCAUUUCAGUGAUACAUCCAGUGGUGAACAGCAGAUUGCCAAGAUAGGUGUUUUGCUUAAAGGCAGGAAAGUGGACUGGACAAGCACAGAGGGCCUGACCUUGAAGGAUGCCUUGACGCUUUCUCCAGAGGCUCAGAAGUUUGCCAUUGCAAGAGAGAUUAUCAAUUUGCAACAAAAUAGACCUUUAGCAUGUGCAGCUGUUGGUCCCAUUUGUCUAGCUGGGUCCUGUAUUUCUGGGGUAGCUGUAAAGCAGGUCUUGGGCUUAUAUUAUGCUCCAGUGCUAUUCCGAGGCAUUUACAACAUGGCAGUUGUGGCACUUGGGUUUGUGGGCUAUUGUCUGUUAUACGAUACCAUAAGCCAGGCAUUUGAUUAUAGGACAGACAGAAAUACAGCUUCCAUUUCUCCCAGCUUUGCUAGGGGUGGGGUGGAGUUCUACAGUAAAGUUCUGUCACAGAAUAAGGCUUUUCGGACUAUCAUGGGUAAAGAAGGAGAACAGAUAUAUGCCUCCAAUGGUAAUAUUCUCCCAAAGUUCAGAUUAAAGCAUCCAUCGUACACUUCCAGAAGAAACUUAAUUAUUAAUAUGUUAAACCCACCCCAGGCAUAGGGAAGACAUGGUUAAAAUUUAAGUUAAUAAAUUAUGGGUUGUUUCUUUUUUUUUUAAGCUGCAGCCUGGUUUUGGUUUUCUUAAAAUGUCAUUACUAGUAACAUAUGGGAAAGAAAGAUGAUUGGCAGUAUCCAAGUCCUACAUUCCCUGGAUUAAAUUUAAAAAAUGUAAACCUCACAUCAAAAGGGCCUGUGUUGUAGAUGUCCUUAAAUCCACAUUAAAAUCCAAGUGUUGUCUGCCAGGCCAUAAGCUGAAAAAGUUGACUUUUUCUUUCUCUUACAACUUAUUUUGAAAGAAAUUAUUAGUUUAUCUUUACUUUGCAAAAUAUUUUGAACAAGAAAAAAAAAUGUGCAUAGGUUGUUGUGACCAUUUUAAUAUUAAACGGUGAUAAUACAUAAACUGUAUAAGUCCAAAGUGUUAUCUAAUGGUAUUUGGGGGAAAGCAAGUUUGUAACUGCAGGCUGUGAAAAAAAAGUUCAAUAUUGAUCAUUUAGCAGCCUUCAGAAAGUUUUGCUUAUUUAUAUUUUUUAAAAAUAUAUUACUUAUGUAUAUCCUGCCUUUCUUCUGGGAGUUCAUGGUAACAGAUAUCUCAUUUUCUUCCCACAAUAAUCCUGUGAAGUAGGAUAGGCUGACAGAUAAUAACUGACUGUUAAUUAUGAUUAUGUAUUCAGAUCCUGCAGGCAUCCUGUCUUCUUUAAUUGUAAUAAAUCAUCAUCAUCUCUGUCAUUUGUUACCCUGAUACUUCUCAUACAAUUCCAAAGUCCUUGGAAAACAUAUCCUAUGGAAUAAAAUUCCCACAGAAAGUCUAGUAAGCAUGUUCCCAUCCCUCCCUUUCUUCCUUCAUUAGCUCUUGUUUAAAUUGUGUGGAAUAUCCCGCAGGAUAUGCUUCUGCUAUGCUUGUCUUUCUGUGUCUCACACUGAAGAACAUGGGAGAUGCUUCUACAGCCCUUAGAAGCAUUGCAAGUACCACAAUCA